GUGUUAUAUGCUUGAGCUAGGGUUUUUGAUUUCUGAAUCCCAACCAAAUCAAAACUCAAACCUACAAUGGGUGGAAAGUGUCCGCACAGGAGUGUGAAGAAGCGCCGCUAUUCUCACAAGUCUUUCAGGCGAUCCAAAUUUCUCGUCAAGGGCGACGACGCCGUUUACGAUGAGCUUCAGAAAGGGGAGGAAGACAGACAGCCCUUGCCUGUGGAUGAAGAUCUUCCGGGAAUGGGGCAGUACUAUUGUUUUCACUGCGAUCGCUAUUUUGCUAAUGUGACUGUCAGAGACGAACAUUUCAAGACCAAACGCCAUAGGAAGCGUGUGAAGAUAAUGUUGGGACCUGCACCGCACACGCAACUGGAUGCUGAUCUAGCUGCUGGAAUGGGCAAGCCAGACAAUGGCCCCAAGUUAAUGGCAAUGUAAACUUAUUCCUGUGUUUUUUUUACAUUCCUGGAGUUUGUGGUUGUACGAAUUCUAGGCUCCCUGCCUUUACCCCUUGUUUAUUACAAUGAUACAACUAGUGGCUUAGGAGUUA
This is a messenger RNA of Salvia hispanica, 538 nucleotides long. RefSeq names its product zinc finger (C2H2 type) family protein. NCBI's taxonomy places the organism in Eukaryota, Viridiplantae, Streptophyta, Magnoliopsida, Lamiales, Lamiaceae. Gene Ontology annotation, molecular function: zinc ion binding; nucleic acid binding. The record is from RefSeq and is a predicted model, not a curated record.